AUGCUCUACGUACUGAACAGAAACACCAAACUUGAGAAGCAGAUGCUGGAUUUGCAGCAGAGUCUGGAACACAAAGAGAGCACAAUUCAGGAGCUGUCAAACACGGUCAAAUGGUGUGAGAAGGAAUGUCGGCAAUUUGUGCAGCUUGGAGGCACCAAUGGAAAUCACUUCUCCAGCUCACAGACUCUGCUAGUUACAUGGAAAAGGCUUCCUGGCUAGAAGAACAGGUGAUGCAGUUAGUACAGUUAAUAAGUGAAGAGCAGAGCCGCCAUGACUUGAAGCCAUUAAUUGAGGCCAUUGAGUGUAUCAAACAGAAGGUGACCGCCAUUGAGAACUACAAGGAACGCAUAGAUAACCUAGAGAACCAGUUCAACAAGUACAAUAUGCAGAUUAACCUCCACAAAAAUUCAGCUCAGCAACAACGAGGAACGAUUCAGACUUUUAGAGAGCACCUGCUACAACGGCAAGCUGAUCUGGAAAAUCACAGACUACGAGAGGAAGAAGAGGGAGGCGGUGGAAGGUCGUGUGGUCUCCAUCUAUAGUCAACACUUCUACACCAGCCGAUGUGGUUACCGCCUGUGUGCUCGGGCCUACCUCAACGGGGAUGGUUCAGGCAAAGGAAACUAUUUCUCACUGUACUUUGUAGUCAUGAGAGGAGAGUUUGACUCACUCCUCUCCUGGCCUUUUCAAGCA
Molecule: messenger RNA, 693 nt
Organism: Staurois parvus
Lineage: Eukaryota; Metazoa; Chordata; Amphibia; Anura; Ranidae
Source: the annotation of a GenBank genome assembly